Molecule: messenger RNA, 2280 nt
Organism: Cyphellophora attinorum
Lineage: Eukaryota; Fungi; Ascomycota; Eurotiomycetes; Chaetothyriales; Cyphellophoraceae
Exons: 1
Coding region: 1-2280 (759 amino acids)
Source: RefSeq, a predicted model, not a curated record
AUGUCUGCACCACUCGCAGAUCUCUCGCCAUCUCGACACAAUUCGCGGCUAUCCCCUAUGCGGACCGCCGACAGCAUUACCGACAUCAAGAACGAAGCACAAUCUCCGUCGUCGCUAGCAAUGGACAGCCUGUCUGUCGCUGAUGCUGAGAAUGCAGAUACUGGCAGCGCCAUGUCGAGUCCGAGAAAGCCACUGUCGCCAGUCAAGUACCGCUUGCAAGACGAUGCCACAAUGCUUAGUUCUCCUCCAGAGUCACCCAGAGACGGCACAGUACGCAUCAACGAUGGCCUCACUCGAGCUAUGGACCAGAUGACAGACGCUUCGCGAGACACAGAGGUCUCCGAAGCGGAAGAGCUUGGCACAGUCCGGCAUAUGGCACCACCAAAAAGUUCCGCAGACCGACUCGACAACGACGUUGAUUUCACCUUGGACUUGACCCAAUCUACACCACAUAAUGCCGCGUUUGAUGACACAAUUGGAGAUCUCAGCAGCAUCUCGGCCAUCCCCACAGACCUUACACGCUUCGCCAAUCUGCGGAACUCGCCCACAAAGUCCAGCCGCCAAGCAUGGUCCCCGUCAAAACAAUUGCGAAAUUCGGUGCUUCUGAAUACCCCUGGUGCAAGUCAACGCCCGUUACAGCUCCUCUCCCGCACAAACUCCAUCACCGAAGACGAAGAGGCAACGCCUCGGCGACCACGCGGAUCCAACGACUCUCCGACUGAUCUGCUGAACUUCACUGGCCAAACAAACAUACUCAUCCCGCCUCCGGGUCCAACGCCCCGAACGUCCAGACGAAGCCCCUCCGGGCGAGGCGCGUUCCCAAUCAAGGUCAACGCCACUCCUGCUCACCGCGCACAAGCAUCAGUUGAUCGCGACCGAGCAAGUGGCAUCACAGCAGACCAGCAAUUGCCCGAGACGCCGGCAGGUCGCCACGCGCACCGGCAUAGUAUGUAUGGCGCAUCCAAUGGCCUCGGUCUAAACCUCAUCGACAUUGAAUUUGAGCCUAUGGCUACACCACGAUCUAUACCGACAGUAACGCCUCGCGAGUUGGAGACGCUCCGAUCUGAGUUGCAAUCGAGAAUCUCGGGACUUGAAGCCACGCUUUCCGGCAAAGAAGCUGAGGUCAAGGCACUGACCCGCGCCAUAACAGAUGCAGAGGUCAGAGCGGGUAAGGCCAGUGAGGAGCUUCGAGGCGAGCGAGCAGCGAGAGAAGAGAUGGAGCAUGCUAAAGAAGACAUGGAACGGCGUAGUCGAGAGAUGGAAGAGGUCCUCAGGGAGGUCAAGCAGAAUGCUUUCGUCGAAGAGCGCGAGCGGGAAAAGCUAAGGCGGCAAAUUGAGGACGCAGAGCGAAAGACAGAAGAUGCAGAAGUCCGAAUUCUGGAGCUCAACGCGUCGCUGGAGACACUCCGGUCCGACCGUCUCAACGGUACGCCUAGUCCAGCAAAGCACCCAUCGACUCCCGGAGGAACCAUCGAUGUUGAUAUAGCCGUCAAGAAUGCUACAGAAAGUGUAGCUCGGGAACUGCAUGCUUUGUAUAAAACCAAACACGAGCGCAAGGUUGCCGAUCUCAAGAUCAGCUACGAAAAACGAUGGAUCAAGCAGGUCGAACAGUUGCGCACCGAGCUCAAGGCCUCUCAAGACGAGGUGGUGAGACUACAGACAGAAAAGGAAGCAACAAUGAGUGGAGUUAUUCCUGGUCAAAGUGAUGCCAUCAUGAAGAUGGAAGGCCAGAUCGAGGAGCUCCGUCGGUGGAACGAGGACCUGGCUGCUCAGAAGAGGGUAGUUGAGGCUGAGAGCGCAGGUUUCAAAAGCCAAGCCGAGACUCUGUCGCAAGAGACGGAUAGUCUACGGCUCAAUCUACAGCAAGAACGUGUGGAGAAAGGCGAACUCGUCGCACAGAUUGACGAAUUCCUAUCGUUGAAGGCAGAGGAAGAAGAAAUCCAAGCUGAACGAGCCAGGACCCAGGCAGCCCUCCAGCAGCCUGUCAGCCCACCCAGGAGUGAGGACGGUGGCAGCAAUACUCGGCCAUCUUCUCUAACUUCCUUCCAAAGCCCGGGGAAGCCACGCACUGGGGCCACCGGCGAUACGCCUUCUGCUGCGCGUACAACUCGUCCAAGACCGAUGAGUAUGUUGCAAGCGCCCAAAGGUGGCAAGUUCUCCGGCAUCCCAGGGCCCGGAUCCGGACUGAAGGCCCCAAGUAACGUUGGACGUGGUGUGGGAUAUGGUGGUCGAAGUGGUGGCUUGAUGGAAGGCAUAGCUCGUAUGGGCGCUGGCCGAUGA